Plectropomus leopardus (leopard coralgrouper) is the source of this 2138-nucleotide messenger RNA. The record is from RefSeq and is a predicted model, not a curated record. Lineage: Eukaryota; Metazoa; Chordata; Actinopteri; Perciformes; Serranidae.
AAGGAGCUCGGAGACUCGUCCUCCUCGUCUUCUCUGAAGCCGCCGUCCGGAGACAAAUCAGCUGCAGCAGCCAAACCGUCCUCCCUGGAUGCUCCUCCUCCUCCUCCCUCGUCCUCGUCCUCAUCUCUGCGUCCUGCGGUGGAGGCCUUCAUGAAGCAGUUACCCAGAAUCCUCCCUCGGAGCUCCAUCCCCGAUAAGACGCAGCUCUCGGUUCGCUCCUCUCCGCCCUCGCUGGCUCCCAAAGACGCCUCGGGUGUCGGCGGGGCGUCUGGACCCGGAGGCCCGGCCGCCGCCGCCGCCGCCAGUGGUGGUGGGAUGAAGGUGAUCGCCAUGGCGACACUGCCCCAGCAGCAGGGCGUCCCGGUGAUGAUCCUGCCUCAGGGCUGUCUGUCGUACGAGCGCGAGAAGGUCGCCCCGCCGCCACAACCCCCUCCUCCUCCUCAGCAGCAGCCGCAGCAGCACGCCCCCGCAGCUCCCACCUCGGUGGUCCAGAAAGCACGAGGGAACGCCAGCAAGCGCCCGCUGGAGGCGGUGGGGCCAGGCGGCGGCGUGUUUGGUAGCUCCGCUGCUCCUCCGGUGAAACGGAAACGUGGACGACCAAGAAAACCUCGACCAGAGGACGCUCUGCCUCCUCCUCCUCCUGCUGCGCUUUCUCCCAAGCCUCCGCCUCCCACGCCUCCCUCCCACCCUCCCAUCAUCACCUCUCUGACCGGCGGCGUCAUCCAGAAAGCUUCCUCCUCCUCCUCCUCUUCCUCCUCCUCCUCGCAGCCGGUGCUGGAGCUGGUGAUCCAGGACCAGCCGGGUCUGGUUCUCAGCCAGCUGCCGGCGGUCUCGGACCCGGCUCACCGGCUGGUGGAGCACCGCGGCGUGGUGGUGCAGUGUCAGCCGGGCGGGCCUGUGGAGCCGGACCGCCACAGCAGGCCUCUGCUGCUGUUCCAGAGUCCAGGGAACCCCAGCUGGGAGCUGGCGGCGUCCGGACGGACCCCGAUGGUGGAGGUCAUCCAGAAAGCUCCGAGGCCGAGCAACAACAACAGCAGCUCUGCUCCUCCUCCUGCAGCGCAGCUCCACCCACCUCCUCCUCCUCCUCUUCCUCUGCCCACGCUGCACGAGGAGCGGGGCGAGGUGGAGAUAACGCUGGCGCCGUUAGAGCUGCACCUCAACCCGCCGCUGCCUUCCACCUCUUCCUCUGCUCCCGCCUCCUCUUCCUCCGCCGCAGCGGCGAGGAGCGAGGAGGAGGAGGCGGGAGAGAGCAGCAGCGCCUCCUCAAAGAGAGAGGGACACUAGCUGGUCGUCACUCUACUUCCUCCUCAUCUUUUUUUAAUCACUCAGCUUUUACCUCACCUGCCACAAAGCCCCCCCCCCGCCCCCUUACCCGCCCUCUUCCCUGAUUGGUGGAAAUCCCAGAUUGGUGAGAGCAGAGAGCCAAUCGCAGAGGAUAAAUGAAGCCAAAACCUCGACACGCUGUCCUUCCAUCGGCUCUCAUUGCACUCGUAAACAGACUGGACGCUGUGAGAAACCAGUGAUUCUUUAUCUGCAUGUCUGUCUCUGUCCGUCUCUGUCUCUGUCUGUCCGUCUCUUGUCUGUCUGAGAUCAGAAGAACGAGUCCUCAGGUGGCCGCACCUGAAAUCAAACCGCUUCCUCUCCUCCUUCCUUCCUUCCUUCUUCGCCUCCUCGUAUCCUUCAUCCUCAGACUUUGUCAUUUUUCUGUGCUAAAGUUCGUUCAUUCGCUUCAGAUCCAGCGAUUCAUAUAAAAGAAAAAAAAAAGCGAUAUAAAGGAAAGAGUGAGGAGGGGACGGAGACACAUCGGGACGCGGUCCAGCCUGCAGAGGACACAUACAGAAGGUACUACGGGUCAGAGCCUUGUAAAGGCUCUUUGUGCUAAAUAUGAAAAAAAGACCUCUUUAACGGAGCUCCGCCUCGAUUCACCUUCACCUCGCUUCACGGAAAUGUAGGAAAAUAAUAUUUUUGGGAUGCUGUGCUGAUGUUCUCGAGCCUGGAAACGUGAAGAAGGACUGAACGUGAAUCGAAGCUCGGCGCCACUCUCCUCUGUUCUCAUCAGCUUUGGUUUGUUGUGUUUAGAAAAUGCUUCUGAUUGAUAUCUGACCGUCUGUGUGUGUGUGUGUGUGUGUGUGUGUGUG